Messenger RNA from Linum trigynum, 1026 nucleotides. NCBI's taxonomy places the organism in Eukaryota, Viridiplantae, Streptophyta, Magnoliopsida, Malpighiales, Linaceae. The record is from the annotation of a GenBank genome assembly.
GGCGAAACCCUAGCCAUUAGGGAUGGGUUUCUAACGAGGGACGGACCGUCAACCGAGGCCCCGUCAAUGAAGGAGUUAACCGUAGCUUUAUCUUCAUCACCCGCCACCGACGAGAAGCUAACCGUAGCUCUCUCAUCAUGGACCACAGUCAUAGUCGGGGAGUUGAGGCACGAGAUGGAGAGAUUCAGGGAUGUGUUGCGCCAGGAACUCAAGGAGUUUGCGAGGAGCAAAGGAUGGGGACAGUUCUUCGUCGACGGUGUCGAUCGAGAGAAGACUGGGGGGAGGCGAUCAUCGCCAACCGCAGCCACCGAGUUAACUACAGCUCGUAGGCGAUCAUCGUUCGCACCACCACCAAUCACCAUUGCAAACGCGACUGCCGUAGCCGAAGCGUUCACGAUCUUCGCCGCAACAACAAUCACGCCCACCACUGAAGUCAAGGAGCUGACCGAAGCUUCCUUUUCAUCAUCCACAGCAUCGUCUAUCGUCACCGUCAUCCACCGCGCCACCACCAACUCCACCAAGUUGGAGCCUCCAACCGUCGACGAGAAGGAGCUACCCGUAGCGCCUUCGCCACCAAUUGCUGCCAAAGAGGAGCACACCAUCGCUCCAUCAUCAUCACCUGCGGACGACGCCGAGUUAACCGUAGCUCCGUCUUCGCCACGCCCAGUAUCAUCAUGUGAAGAGCCCCAACCCCGUCGCCGCCGCCACGUUCACCGUGGUUCAAGGGCAACCAUUAAGUGGCAAUUGUAAGUUUGCCAAAGGACAAGGAGAUGGAGUACGUGGGACCAUAGAAGUACCCAUAUUGCAUGGGGAGCAUGGAAGGGUCGGUUUGGAAGAGGAGUGUCCUAGCUUCUCAUCGUCGAUUGAUGGAGUUGAUUUUGUGGGAGUAAGCCAUCCACUCGCUCUCGAGAUGAGGAUCGCUUAUGUAGGGCCGUAGGGGAUGUCGACGUUGGAAUGGUUCGAGUGCCGGCGCGUAAUUGGAAGUUACGUACACGAGGGCGGCAUCAACAAAAUCCGUUUUAUUCG